AUACAUGUAUUGGGCAUCUUAUAUGGUACAGAAGAAUGAUUGUGUGUUGCUAGAACGAACCGACAAGAUGGUAUUAUUGUUUUGCCUGAUUACUUGUCACCGAUGUUGAAGAAUUAACAAAAAUUACGCAGUGUCUUUAUUUAGAAGACUGUAUGAAUACAUGUACACGUUGCAGCAAAUCGCCACAGAGUAAAGAUCAAGAUGGCAGACUUCGAUCCAGACAACUGUGUCAAAUUAUUCAAACUCGAUGACAGCCAAACCUCAGAUUCAACAGACCCAGAGAGUGUCGUCAUCAUUCCUCUCAGGGAUCAGAAUAUUUUUUCAACAAGUGUCGACGCGCAUAGCAGAGAUUGUGAAGUUAAAACAGACAGCUGCGCUUUUCCCGAAGAUUGUGUCAGUAUUUUACUCAAGUUCCGAAUGGAAUUAGAAGAAUUAUUCAACGAUUGUGGCGAUAUUUUGGGCAUAGCCGCUGUUCUAUGGGAAGAUAUUUCAUGCCGACUUUUCGACAGGGGUUUCCCGGUUACGGGCAAACAAUGCUCGGCCAAAUGGGAUGCUCUUUACUCAGAGUAUGUAAACCUUACUCAAAUCGACGAUGAAAACGAGCUGUCGAAAUCAGCGUUCUUCGCCACAUUUGAGGAUUUCUAUAAACUUAGGUCCAAAUACGUGGAUUCAAAAAUAUUGGAAGAUGUGACUGAGUACUUGAGCACGAGAUCCAAUUCUAGUCCAACUUCUAGUAAUACUGUUACCCCAGCAAAGAAUAAUUCUGAUAACGAGGCAGCGGUGAAAGUUAAGACUAAAAAGACAAGUCUUGAAUUUGAAGAAGAUUUUUCAGUUACGAGUUGUGAGGAUGAUCCUAAUUACCAAAUGUUGACCGAGUCGAUCGAUGUAGCUGAGAAAAUUCUGGAUAAAAACAUCAAAGACUCAGAGAUACAAAGGAAAAUGGCAAAACCUGAUGAGAGACCAUCCAAAGCUCACAGUAAUGUGAGGAAACGGAAGUUGAGUUCGGAAGAUUCAUCAUGGAGGUAUGGUGACAAUUUGAACCACAUGAGUAGCGAAGCUAACGAAGCUAAGGCUGAAAACACAGACUCAGAUGUUGGAAGUACAUUCAUAUCGUCUUUGCAUGAAAAGAAUAAUUGCAAGAAGGCCAAAAUCCCAACCGGAGACGAGUGUUUAUGUAGUAAUCAAGCGACUUUGCGCUAUCCCUGGAACAUUGAUUCGACACAGUGUUUGGUCGACCUGAGAUUGCUCAUCGAAAGUGACAAGCAGAAAAAACAGAGUAUACUAAAACUCUACAGAGGCAUAAACAAGUUUAUCAGCCAGAAGAUGUUUCGGCAUGGAUACCAAGUCUCGGGCACAGAUUGUAAACGAAAAUGGGACCAGUUGAUGAGACAGUACAGCAAAGAAGCAAAAACCGCAUUAAAAAAGAUCUUAGAUAAUCAAAAGCUCGACACGGUGGGCGAAUACUUUUGGCAAAUGGAUAGAGUUUUGAAAAAAUCAGGGCUCGAUAAAUCGAAAAAAAGGCCUGAUGAAGCGGCGGAAUUUUUCUGGAACGAUGAAUCGGUCAGAACUCUGAUCGGCAUAAGAAUUCCUAUGGAAGAUGCCUUUGCCAUGUUCAAGAGAUACGUUAUCUUGUGGCAAUACGUCGCAUCACAGAUGCAGAAGUACAACUUUUCACCGACUUACAGCGAGUGUUCACUCAAAUGGAUGGAACUCUGCGAAUGCUACGAAAUUUGUCUGAAGUCUAUAAGCGGCGGAUAUGUUAAAAAAGACAAAGUCGAUUGGGACUAUUUUGAAGACAUGCACAACGGAUUCGAAAUGAACACUCAGAGUACCAAAACGAUAAUAAAAUACCCGAUGAUGAACGUCAGUGUGGAAAAUCAGAAAUCGACGCCGAAUGAAUUCAAAGAGAAACUCGUCGAUAAUUUAACUCCUUCUAGACUGCAUGACAGUCCAGCUAAAAUUGAAACUGACAGUGGUUUUCAAGAGUUGGAAGGUGCAGAGGAUGGUCGAGAAAUUAUAGGCAGGAACGAAACUAUAUGCACAGAAAACACAACAUUGUCAAAACAGGAAAGAGAAGGAGAUCAAGAUUUGUCUGUAAUUUGUGUUGCGGGUAAAAUUCCGGAACAUGAGUUUCAGCUAUAUACGACAGUUAUCAAGGAGAACUUGAAAAGACAAGAAAUCCCAACAGAAAUUCAAGAGACGGAAUUUUUGAGCCCGUUCAGUGAGCACGAAAAGCAAUUUGAGAACAAUUGGAGAGCCUCUACAGCCCCAGAUUCCAGGACACAGAAGAUGCUUACUGGUUUUGCCGCUGAGAGGUCGAAAUCGUGUAACGAAUGCACAAGUCUUGUCGACGGAGAAGAGAGAAUAAUGCUGUGGUCAAAAGAGGCCACAUUGUCGCUGCUGAAGUUGAAGCUCGACAAGGCAAUGCAAUUCCAUUGUCUGCCCAUCGAUGACCUAAUUUUGUGGAAGGAUAUCGCCUUUGCGAUGCAGAGACGCGGUUACAAUUUUUGUUAUGAAGCUUGUGCGUCUCACUGGGGUCACUUGAAGGCCGUUUACAAUAAGGAUCGUCAGAAGAUUGGCCACAUGAUCUGCUCAGAGGACGGAGAAUUGACUAAACCGAACAAAUCGGAGAACGUUUGUGACCACAGAACGAGGAUUAAAUUCGUGUGGAAUGAAGAGAUGACUAAAAUGCUGGUCAAACUACGAUUCUCUAAAGAAAUUAGAGUUCUGAGAAAAUAUGGCAAGCUGAUCGCCGACGAGAUGAAUGCUGCUGGUUAUCAAGUCACGCCGGCGGAGUGCAGUAGGAAAUUUGCCAGCCUGUGUCACACGUACAAGAAAUUACUGCGUCGAAAAGAGUCUGGAGAAAUUGUCAAGUGGCAGCAUUUCCAGCUGAUGGAUAAGUACUUCAACACUUCAGGAGGUUCGAAUUCUGAAACAAAAAACAGAGAUUCGUCAUUUUUGUGGACGCCUGACAGCGUUGAAAGGCUGAUCAAACUCAAAGCGUUGAUCAAGGAUUCUGCUCAACAAUCGAUCGACGAUCGAUCGCUGCCGAUUUGGAGAAAAUUAGCGGAAACAAUGAAGGUGGAAGGAUUCAAGGUGACACAGAAAGAAUGCGCUGAGCAAUGGAACUUCUUGACCAAAAUCUACUGGAAAAUCAAGAAAGGAAUCGAGAAUGAUAGCCACCUGGUCGUCGGCGAAUAUUUCAAACUGAUGGACAGAUACAUGAACAAACUUGAUGCGGCAAAUGGCGAAAGAUAUUUUGGGAGCAACGAAAUUAACGAUGACAUAGAACAGCCUGUCGACUUCAGUAUUGCAAAGAAGAAAGAGAUACGGGAUGAAGAAUGUGAACACAUUGAGAUGAUAAACGUCGACAGAGAAAUUUUGAAGGAUGAGAGGGAAACUUGUUUUGAAGUAGAGCGGGUCUCUCCAAAUUCACAACCUAUCGAUCAAUCAGCUGUGAUGAAUUUAAGCCUGACAUCAAUCGUUUCGCCAUCUUUGAACUGCGAUUCAAGUUCUUCUUUGGAUAAAAGUGACAGUUUGGCUGGAAAAGAUGGGUCGGGAAAUUCCGGCAUUGAUUCUUUUCACGUCGCCAGCAAUUGCAAGGAGAGAGAAUAUACGCUGGACUCUAAGAUAUCCAAGGAAUGUGAACAACUAGCGUACCCCGAAUGUCUGGCGGCAAAAAUUCAGAAUCCUUGUGCUUACGAAAGUGGAAAUUCUUUACACAAUGAAAAUUCUGUUAUUCAGGGGACUUCAGUAAACCUCAGCUGCCUUGAAAGAAGCAGGAAAAAUCUUUCUUACUGCGUACAAAAUAUGACGGAAAACAAUUCGAACAGAGAAAACGCGGAGGUGGAAAUUUUGUGCAACCAAGAAGUGUGUAGCAAAAUACUUCAUGCCACAAAACCUUGGAACAAUCAGCCAAAACCUUCUAUAGUAUUGGAUGAGCUGUGCUUUUCAGCUUCUUUUGAAAAGAAUUUUAUACCUAUGGAAAACGAGUGUGUUGGUUCGAUCGAAAAUAAUAAAGGGGUACAGGACGAAGUAAUUAAAAAAUCGAGCGAUGCUGAUGCAGAGAUAUUGCACAAUAGUUUUAGAAAGAUGUUGCCGAUAAAAAGAUCACACACCGAUCAGGUGGAUGAGACUGAUUCGUUACCGACUAAGAAAUUCAUCUUCAGUCACUCCGAUAUGUAGUCUGAAAACAAAGGACUGAGUAAUAUUUAAGUUUUGGGCCAAAGAAAACAGUGGGUGAAAUCUAAGUACAAGGUAUUGAUCAUAACGGAAAUA
Messenger RNA from Neodiprion fabricii, 4278 nucleotides. RefSeq lists its product as uncharacterized. The record is from RefSeq and is a predicted model, not a curated record. Lineage: Eukaryota; Metazoa; Arthropoda; Insecta; Hymenoptera; Diprionidae. The transcript is spliced from 2 exons. The coding region runs from base 202 to 4185 and encodes 1327 amino acids.